GGUGAGGAAACUUCAGCUGAAUGGAGACAUUCUUAGAAAUGUACAUGUUGGCUUUAUAGAUAUCUGUCAUCUGGUGAAUUAUCUAAGAGUGAAGUCACUUACACUGAGCUACAUCCAGGCUAAGACAUUAUCUGCAGAAGAUAUUACACAAUGUGAAAAAUAAUUAGAAAACCUCAACAUCUGGAACUCCGAAAUACAUGAUCUUGAUUUAAAGUUCUGGUCAAAUUUGACAAAUCUGGAGGCAUUGGAUUUGGCUCAUGUGAGGCUGAACGAAUCAAACUUCUGCUCAGCUCAACAUCCGUCAGAGUCUAGACUUAUUUCUCUCAACCUGGAAGGAAAUUUACUUACAACAAUCACAGUCAAACAGUUUUCUUGUAUGCAUCAAUUGGAGAUCCUUGAUUUGAGUUUCAAUUUGAUCACAACGCUCCAAAAGUUGGCAUUCUGGGGAUUAACUCGUCUCCGGAUUUUGAGGCUCACACACAACAACAUAAGCAAACUAAAUACUGAUGACUUCAAGUGGGUCCCAGUUCUGGAGGUUCUAGAUCUAGAUCAGAAUUCAAUUGCCAGCAUAGAGGAUGGAGUCUUCAAGAAACAGAGAGAGCCGCAAGAGCUGAGGCUUGGUAAGCUGGACAUCAUAUACAUUCUAAAAAUCAACAUGAUAUUUUAUGCCAAUGAGAUCCCACCUAAACUGCGUUAUCUCAACAUAGAUGCAAGCUAUGGAACAAAUUUUGAAAUAAGUCCAAAAACGAUUGCUCCAAACGGUACACUUAUUUUCCAUCUGAAUGGAGACUAUCUGGAGGUCAACCUGUGUGAUAAUGCAUUUUUUAAAGCAGUCAGAGAGUUAGAAGUGAGCACCUCUCACUUCUCCUGCAGAACUGAGUUCAUGGCACGCUGCUUCCCUAAUCUGGAGUCGUUCGAGUUCCUCACCCGUAUUGACAAAGUCACAGUCACCUACUCCGGGAUCAACACCCUCAGGCACCUGAAACGCCUCAAACUGACCAACCUCAACUUUGCCAAACAGACAGACGCUGGAACGAUCUUCCACAACCUCACCAAACUUCAGAUCCUGGUCUUGAACAACUGCCGAUUCACUUUCCUCACCAGGAGCAUGUUCCAGAACCUGACCACUCUGCGCAUUCUGUGCCUCUACAGUGCCUCCCCUCUCCUGCUGCUGGACGGGGUGUUUGACGUUCUCAACUCGCUGACCACUGUUGUGUUUGACAAAGUAGAUUUCCGCUGUGACUGUGAAAACAGUUGGCUACUGAGAUGGGCAGAGAGAUCCGUACAUGCUCAGGUUAUCUACCUCCAGAGACAGGAGUGCAUGUGGCACUACAAAAAACGGAACUUCCUGUCCACUAUGGAGCGUCUAUGCCAAACAGACAUGGAGUACCAGUGUUAUCUGGCCACAGCUCUCACCAUCUCGUUCCUCAUGGCCACGGCGCUGGGUUACAACUUCGGUCGUUGGCCUUUCCUGGUACUCUUCUUCCGAGCACGUGGGCGGCUGGAAAGAAGAAUCGGGCAGAGAAGAAGGAGAGGACGACGAAUGGAUGAACGUGCUGGGGAGGAGGAGGAGGAGGAAGAUGUGCAGUUUGAUGCGUUUGUGUCCUUCAGUAGCCGGGAUGAAGCAUGGGUGCUGAGGGACUUGGCGCCCCGCUUGGAGGAGCAGGGUGAGCCCAGGCUCAAGCUCUGCCUGCAUAACAGGGACUUUGAGGUGGGUAAAGGAAUCGUGGACAACAUUGCCGAGAGCAUCUACAGCAGCCGUCGGACAGUGUGCGUGCUUAGUCGCCGUUACCUGCGCAGCGACUGGUGUGCUCUGGAGCUACGCGUGGCCACUCACCGCCUGUUGGCCGAGCAGAAACAUCGGCUCAUCAUCAUCUUCCUCGAGCACAUCUCUCCCUUUGAGCUCUCAGCAUUUCACCGACUAGCGAAGCUGGUGAAGUCACGGACGUACCUGGACUGGCCAGAGGACGAUGCUGAGAGGGUGAAUUUCUGGGAACGGCUACGUAGAAACAUCGCUGAGGAAGACAGGGUGAGUGUGUGGAAAAUCUGUGUGUGUGUGUGUGUGUUUGGUGGGGUGGGGCGGGGGAGUGGAGGCCUGGGCAGAGAACAUUGGCUCCAUCUGAACUUGCCCCCUCCCAUGCAGCCCUGUAAUGAGCUCUUCCUGUUGCCUGGGAAACCAGGCCCAUAA
Molecule: messenger RNA, 2188 nt
Organism: Alosa sapidissima (American shad)
Lineage: Eukaryota; Metazoa; Chordata; Actinopteri; Clupeiformes; Clupeidae
Product: toll-like receptor 13
Biological process (GO): toll-like receptor signaling pathway; inflammatory response; immune response
Cellular component (GO): membrane
Molecular function (GO): transmembrane signaling receptor activity; protein binding
Source: RefSeq, a predicted model, not a curated record